GGUAAUGACAUGACAAAAUCUCAUAGUGCCACAUCAUCUCAUGGACCAAAGCUAUGGAAAGAUGUUAAAUUCCAAGACUAAUGUGGACAAAAAACAGUUCAAGGACCAAGUUGGAGAAAAUUACAAAAUUCAGGGAGUAAAUGUUAUAUUAUCCCUUUUUAAAUAACAUGAUUAACUAACAUAUAUUUUCAUUGGAUAUGAACAGAAAGCAAUAAUAAUUGGAUGAACUUGAAGGAGCUGUCUUUAGAGGGAAAUGAAAUUAAGAGCCUUGGGUCAAUAUUCCAUGGAAAAGAAGGAAUGAAGUUGAACAAACUUGAGGUACUUAAUUUAAGGUAUAAUCUCUUUAACAAUAGCAUAUUCUCAUCCCUUGUUGAGCUCUCGAAUUUGAAGUCAUUGGAUUUAUCAUAUAACAAACUGAAGGGGGCAAUAUAUACAAAAGAUUUAAAUGCUCUCAGCAAUUUAGAGGAGUUGAUCUUAUCCGAUAAUGAAGUGAAUGGAUUUAUUCCAUCUCAAGGGCUAAGGCUGAUGAAUUUGAAAGUUGUUGAUUUGAGUGGUAAUGAUUUCAACAAUAGUAUAUUGUCAUCUCUUGCUACACUUUCAAAUCUAAAGAAUUUGAGUGGUAAUGGAUUAAUAGAUAUGAAAGAUUUAAAUCGCCUGAGUAAUUUGGAGGAGCUGUAUAUGGCCUGCAAUCCAGCUAUAGAUGCAGAUGCAGGUUGUAGCUUCUCAUUACAGUCACUGGGCUUAUUCCCCACUUUAAAGACUCUUUCUUUAAGAGGAUUUAAUAUUAAUGAAACUAGAAUGGCUUCUUAUUCCCACAAUAACUUUACUUCAUUGAAGCGUUUAGAAUUGUGGGAUUGUAAGAUCAAUAAAAAUCUCACUCGAGAAGAAGGCCUAAAUUUGAGAAGUUUGGAAGAGUUGGAGUUGUAUGAAUCAUCUUUACCUUCAAACUUUAUUCAAGUUUUUGGACUACUCAUUUCUCUUAAAAAAUUGACCGCCUAUGGUAUUGAUGGUAACAACACUCCACCUAUGCAUGAUGUUUGUGAAUUGACAAAUCUCCAAGAGUUGGAUAUCAAUCACUAUAAUCUAAGGGGUAGCUUACUCAUGUGUUUCUCCAACCUCACCUCCCUUAAAAAGUUAUCUCUCUCUUCCAAUCAGUUUUCUGGAAAUAUAUCUAUCCUUGAGAGCCUAACAUUACUUGAAUCUUUGGACCUCUCUUUUAAUCUAUUCUCUGGAAAUAUAUUUGCCCUUCAGAGCCUAACAUUGCUUGCAUCUUUGGACCUCUCUUUUAAUCAAUUUUCUGGAAAUAUACCUGCCCUUCAGAGCCUAACAUUGCUUGAAUCUUUAGACCUCUCUUCUAAUCAGUUCUCUGGAAAUAUAUCUGCCCUUGAAAGUCUAACAUCCCUCCAAUCGUUGGAUGUUUCAAACAAUAAAUUUUACAUCCCAAGCUCAUUAAGACCCUUGUCCAACCUUUCAAAACUCAAGUACGUCUAUGCAGAUAACAACACCAUACAUGCUGAUGAUCAAGAGAUGUCGCAUUCUUUGGCUCCAAGGUUCCAAUUGAGUUCCGUCAGCUUAUCUUGUUGUGGAAGUGUUGGGUCAUUUCCAAAAUUCUUGUACCAUCAAAGUGAAUUGCAGAAGGUUUCUCUCUCAGACAUAUAUUUCAAGGUGGAUCGAUUUCCAUUUUGGUUGUUGGAAAAUAACACGAUGCUAGUGACCCUGAAUCUCGUGAAUUGCUCUCUAUCAGGGCCUUUUCAAGUGCCAUCGCGUGUGCAUUCUACUUUAUCACAUUUGGAUAUAUCCAACAAUGCCUUCGGUGGCAACAUCCCAGUAAGAAUGGGUGCACACCUACCAUUUUUGGGUUAUUUGAACAUAUCAAGGAAUUAUUUCAAUGGCAGCAUUCCCUCUUCAUUUGGUGAUAUGAGUUCCCUACAAGUUUUGGACUUAUCAAACAACCAAUUAUCUGGAGAGAUACCUCAGCACAUGGCUAUGGGCUGUUCUUCAUUACAAUUCCUUGCAUUAUCAAAUAACAAAUUACAAGGAUCAAUUUUCUCUGGAAAUUUUAAUCUAACGAGCUUGUUAGAGCUCGAAUUAAGUGGAAAUAACUUCACUGGGAUGAUCCCAAAUGUCUUAGCUAAUUGCUCUCACUUGUAUAUACUAGAUCUUAGCAAUAACUAUAUCUAUGGUGAUGUCCCAAGUUGGAUUUGGAAUAUGUCAGAGCUAGCAGCAUUGGAUGUGAGCAGAAACCAACUCUUUGGUAGGUUGCCACAAUGGAGGGGAAAUGCUUCGAAUUUGGAACAAGUUGCCAUGGCAGAUAAUCAACUUGAAGGUUCAAUACCAAGGGCAAUUUGUAGUCUCAAUCUCAAACUUCAACUUUUGGACCUUUCCAUGAACCAUUUAUCUGGGACUCUACCAUCUUGCUUCAAACCGGUGUCGGUGAGGGAAGUUCAUUUAUUUAAAAAUAAGCUACAAGGAGUGUUACCAAAUGCUUUUCAUGAUAGCUCUUCGUUGGUGACGUUGGAUCUCAGCUACAACCACUUGAAGGGUAACAUUCCAAAUUGGGUUAGCAAUCUUUCUGAAUUAAGUUAUCUUCUCUUAAGGAGAAACCACUUUGAGGGUGAAAUUCCAAUUCAAUUAUGCAAGUUGGAUCGUUUAAGCUUGAUUGAUCUUUCUCAAAACAAUCUCUCUGGUGCUAUUCCUUCUUGUUUAAAAGUUUUUGCGCUGAACUAUCUAACUGAGCAAUAUAUUCCGCAUUAUAGUAUUUAUUCCGGUAUGAAUAGCUCGAUGUCCAUUGAAGUUCCAAUAGAAUACACAGUAAAGAGCAGAUCCUACAAUUACAAGAGAAGAAUGCUUCAAUACAUGUCUGGAAUUGAUCUCUCCUGCAACAAGCUUACGGGUGAAAUUAGUUUUGAAACAAAAAACAUUAUGAAACUCUUCACAUUGAACCUUUCUCACAAUAGCUUGACCGGACCUGUGCCACGAGCAUUUUCUAACCUCAUGGACAUGGAAAGCCUAGAUCUUUCCUACAACAAUUUGACAGGGAAUAUCCCCGCCGAAUUUGCUGUAUUACAUUUCCUGGAAUACUUCAAUGUGUCAUACAACAAUUUAUCUGGAAAGACACCUGAAAGGAUUGGACAGUUGGGAGCAUUUGAUGAAAGCAACUACGUCGGGAAUCCUUUUCUUUGUGGCUUAUUGGUGGGGAAGAAUUGUUCGCCCGUGGAAACACCAUUGACACCCAAGGCUUCGGCUGGCAACAAAGAAGACCAUGGUUUCAUUGAUAUGGAUGCCUUCUAUGCAAGCUUCUUCGCAUGUUACGUGAUGGUGCUAUUGUGUAUCGCAUCUGUUUUGUACAUAAAUCCUUAUUGGAGGCAAGCAUGGUUUUACUAUAUACAAAUGGCCGUUGAUUCCUGCUACUAUUUUAUGAUAGAUAAUUUCCUCAGAAAUUUUUAUAGUGGAAACAUGUAGAAAAUUUUGUUGUGAAAUUUGUCGAUUGCAAUGCCAUGUUUAUAUGUAGCGACUGUGUUAAGACGUCGAUUUAAAGUGCUCUUAUGGAACUGAAUAAAAACUCCCAUAAGCCAUAUUCUUAGUUUCACUGCUA
Messenger RNA from Gossypium arboreum, 3595 nucleotides. Its product is annotated as receptor-like protein 15. The record is from RefSeq and is a predicted model, not a curated record. Lineage: Eukaryota; Viridiplantae; Streptophyta; Magnoliopsida; Malvales; Malvaceae. The coding region runs from base 223 to 3462 and encodes 1079 amino acids. The transcript has 9 exons. Gene Ontology annotation, molecular function: protein binding.